Molecule: messenger RNA, 1662 nt
Organism: Colletotrichum acutatum
Lineage: Eukaryota; Fungi; Ascomycota; Sordariomycetes; Glomerellales; Glomerellaceae
Product: multidrug resistance protein
Exons: 6
Coding region: 1-1662 (553 amino acids)
Biological process (GO): xenobiotic detoxification by transmembrane export across the plasma membrane
Cellular component (GO): plasma membrane
Molecular function (GO): fluconazole transmembrane transporter activity
Source: RefSeq, a predicted model, not a curated record
AUGGAGCUACUACGAGAUACAGCGUUCGGACACGUUGUCCGGUUUGUGACGAAAAGAAAACUCCGACAAUUUCAAUACUACGAAAACCGAUAUUCUGAAGUAUGGCGCGAAUAUGUCGACGCGGAUAAGACUGUCAACGUCGUACGCUACGGCCAAGUAGAGCCACCCGACAAGGAAUUCGACGAGACCAACAAUGAAGACGCCAAGUUUUGGAGAAGAGGCACCAGCAUUUAUUCUGCGCGAACUAGAGUACUGGGAGAUGAGGAGAACAAUAAAUUGAGUGGGACAAGGAUUGAUCCUGAGAAGGGUAAGAAUAUCCAUCUUGUUGCUUUUCUACCCAACGACCCUGAGAAUCCUCAAAAUUGGUCUUUGAUGAAGAAGGUCUUUGUGACUUUCCAAAUAUGUCUGCUUACCGUCAGCGUCUAUGUCGGCUCGGCCAUCUACAAUGCUGGUGUGCUGGACGUAAUACAAGUAUUCGGCGUCAGCCAAGUCGCUGCUCUACUUGGCCUCACGCUUUUCGUGGCAGGCUAUGGCCUGGGUCCGAUGAUCUGGAGCCCCUUAUCCGAAAUCCCUCAGAUCGGUCGCAACCCGAUAUACAUCAGCACCCUCCUCCUUUUUAUUCCCACCGCACUAGCAGUGAACUUCGGCAUGCUACUGGCUUUCCGAUUCCUCACGGGAUUCUUCGGCUCGCCUGUCCUAGCGACCGGAGGCGCUACUCUGGCAGAUAUCUGGUCACCGAAGAAAAGAGCUUACGCCAUAGGAAUCUGGGGCGUCGCGGCAGUUUGUUCUCCCACACUAGCUCUCGAGCUGAUGUGGUUGAGCGGGUUCGCGUUCGUUCUUCUGUUCUUCUGCCUUCCCGAAACAAGUGCCAACAACAUCCUCUAUCGGCGAGUGAAACGUCUUCGGAAGCUCACGGGAAACAACAAGCUCGUGAGUGAGUCUGAGUUGAUAGCAGAGGAGAUGACUCCGAGGGACAUCAUGAUGAUGUCGUUGGUUCGGCCGUUCACAUUGAACUUCACCGAACCCAUGGUCUUCCUUCUGAGCCUGUACAUCGCCCUGAUCUAUGGGCUGCUCUACAUCUGGUCCGAAUCACUCCCUAUUGUUUUCACCGGUAUCUAUGGGUUCAGUCUUUCACUUCAAGGAGUCGCUUUCAUGGGCAUCUUAGUAGGUGCCUUGAUUGUAAUUCCGCCGUUCUUCUGGUAUUUGCACAAAUAUCUCGAACCACAAUUCGACGAGAAGGGAGAAAUCCAGCCAGAGAAACGUCUCCCUCCUGCAUUCAUCGGCGGUUUUGCCAUCUCCAUCUGCCUCUUUUGGUUCGGCUGGUCAGCAAGACUAGAUGUCCACUGGAUUAUGCCUAUCAUCGGCUCACCGUGGUUCAGCAUCGGGUCAUUCCUGUUGUUCAACUCGGUCCUAAACUACUUACCAGACGCAUAUCCGAACGUUGCAGCCUCGGUCCUUGCCGGCAAUGAUCUCUUCAGAAGCGCCUUUGGUGCGGGGUUCCCGUUGUUCGCAAACGCCAUGUAUACCAAGUUAGGGGUUGCCUGGGCAAGUUCGCUUCUGGGAUUCUUGUCGAUUCUGUUCAUUCCUACCCCUAUCACAUUAUAUAAGGCCGGUCCAAAGCUGCGCAGAGAGUACAGCAGACAUGCGCGGAAGCAUAUCUAG